Elephantulus edwardii (Cape elephant shrew) is the source of this 1317-nucleotide messenger RNA. RefSeq names its product adaptor-related protein complex 1, mu 1 subunit (gene AP1M1). Gene Ontology annotation, biological process: intracellular protein transport; vesicle-mediated transport. Gene Ontology annotation, cellular component: clathrin adaptor complex; clathrin-coated vesicle. Bases 10 to 1317 code for a protein of 435 amino acids. NCBI's taxonomy places the organism in Eukaryota, Metazoa, Chordata, Mammalia, Macroscelidea, Macroscelididae. Gene Ontology annotation, molecular function: clathrin-cargo adaptor activity. The transcript is spliced from 13 exons. The record is from RefSeq and is a predicted model, not a curated record.
GCUGCCGCCAUGUCCGCUAGCGCCGUCUACGUGCUGGAUUUGAAGGGCAAGGUGCUUAUCUGCAGGAACUACCGCGGCGAUGUGGAUAUGUCGGAGGUGGAGCACUUCAUGCCCAUCCUGAUGGAGAAGGAGGAGGAGGGCAUGCUGUCGCCCAUCCUGGCCCAUGGCGGCGUCCGCUUCAUGUGGAUCAAGCAUAACAACCUGUACUUGGUCGCCACCUCCAAGAAGAAUGCGUGUGUGUCUCUGGUCUUCUCCUUCCUCUAUAAGGUGGUGCAGGUGUUCUCAGAAUACUUUAAGGAGCUGGAGGAGGAGAGCAUCCGCGACAACUUCGUCAUCAUCUACGAGCUGCUGGACGAGCUUAUGGACUUUGGCUACCCGCAGACCACGGACAGCAAGAUCCUUCAGGAGUACAUCACUCAGGAAGGUCACAAGCUGGAGACUGGGGCCCCGCGACCCCCUGCCACUGUCACCAACGCAGUGUCCUGGCGAUCUGAGGGCAUUAAGUACCGGAAGAAUGAGGUGUUUUUGGAUGUCAUCGAAUCAGUCAACCUCUUGGGUAAAUACCCAGGAGUGGGAUUGCUGGGUCACACGGUGAGUGCCAAUGGGAACGUGCUGCGCAGCGAGAUCGUGGGCUCCAUCAAGAUGCGGGUCUUCCUGUCGGGCAUGCCCGAGCUGCGCCUGGGCCUCAACGACAAGGUGCUCUUCGACAACACAGGCCGAGGCAAGAGCAAGUCCGUGGAGCUGGAGGACGUCAAGUUCCACCAGUGCGUGCGGCUCUCCCGCUUCGAGAACGACCGCACUAUCUCCUUCAUCCCCCCUGACGGCGAGUUCGAACUCAUGUCCUAUCGCCUCAACACUCACGUGAAGCCCCUGAUAUGGAUCGAGUCUGUCAUCGAGAAGCAUUCCCACAGCCGCAUUGAGUACAUGAUCAAGGCCAAGAGCCAGUUCAAGCGGCGUUCAACAGCUAACAAUGUGGAGAUCCACAUCCCUGUGCCCAACGACGCCGACUCACCCAAGUUCAAGACCACUGUGGGCAGUGUCAAGUGGGUGCCGGAGAACAGCGAGAUCGUUUGGUCCAUCAAGUCCUUCCCGGGUGGCAAGGAAUACUUGAUGCGGGCACACUUCGGCCUGCCCAGCGUGGAGGCAGAGGACAAGGAGGGCAAGCCCCCCAUCAGUGUCAAGUUUGAGAUCCCCUACUUCACCACCUCUGGCAUCCAGGUGCGCUACCUGAAGAUCAUUGAGAAGAGUGGCUACCAGGCCCUGCCCUGGGUCCGCUACAUCACUCAGAACGGGGACUACCAGCUCCGGACUCAGUGA